Messenger RNA from Eptesicus fuscus (big brown bat), 1851 nucleotides. It is a transcript of the gene TBX18, whose product is annotated as T-box transcription factor 18. Gene Ontology annotation, molecular function: DNA-binding transcription factor activity, RNA polymerase II-specific; RNA polymerase II cis-regulatory region sequence-specific DNA binding. The transcript is spliced from 8 exons. Gene Ontology annotation, biological process: positive regulation of DNA-templated transcription; somitogenesis; cell fate specification. The record is from RefSeq and is a predicted model, not a curated record. Bases 1 to 1830 code for a protein of 609 amino acids. Gene Ontology annotation, cellular component: nucleus. NCBI's taxonomy places the organism in Eukaryota, Metazoa, Chordata, Mammalia, Chiroptera, Vespertilionidae.
AUGGCCGAGAAGCGGAGGGGCUCGCCGUGCAGCAUGUUAAGCCUUAAGGCGCACGCCUUCUCGGUGGAGGCGCUGAUCGGCGCGGAGAAACAGCAACAGCUGCAGAAGAAGCGGCGGAAGCUGGGCGCGGAAGAGGCAGCCGCGGCGGUAGAGGACGGAGGCUGCAGCCGCGGUGGCGAAAAGGGCUCCCCCGAGGGAGACGAAGGCAAUGCUCUCUCGCCGCCGGCUGGGGCGGCAUCCGGACCCGCCCGCAGCUGCGCUGACCUGGAGCUGAACUGCAGCUCCCGCGGAGCCGCGGGAGGCUGUGAGGACGGCUUCCUGCAGGGCUCUCCCCCACUGGCGUCCCCGGGAGGCUCUCGAAAGGGCUCCCCGGCUCCCGCCCCGGCCAGGCCUGGGACCCCGCUGCCAUCACUGCAGGCCCCGCGGGUGGAUCUGCAGGGAGCUGAGCUCUGGAAGCGCUUUCACGAGAUCGGCACAGAGAUGAUCAUCACCAAGGCGGGCAGGCGCAUGUUUCCAGCAAUGAGAGUGAAGAUCUCAGGAUUAGAUCCUCACCAGCAAUAUUACAUUGCCAUGGAUAUUGUGCCAGUGGACAACAAGAGAUACAGGUAUGUUUAUCACAGCUCUAAAUGGAUGGUGGCUGGAAACGCUGACUCCCCUGUGCCACCCCGGGUGUAUAUUCAUCCAGACUCGCCUGCCUCGGGGGAGACUUGGAUGAGACAAGUGAUCAGCUUCGAUAAGCUAAAGCUCACCAACAAUGAACUGGAUGACCAAGGCCAUAUUAUUCUUCAUUCUAUGCACAAAUACCAACCACGCGUCCAUGUCAUCCGUAAAGACUGUGGAGAUGACCUUUCUCCCAUCAAGCCUGUGCCUUCUGGGGAAGGAGUGAAAGCCUUCUCCUUUCCCGAAACUGUGUUCACCACCGUCACGGCCUAUCAGAACCAGCAGAUUACUCGCUUGAAGAUAGAUAGGAAUCCAUUUGCCAAAGGCUUCCGAGACUCUGGGCGUAACAGAAUGGGUUUGGAAGCCCUUGUGGAGUCGUAUGCAUUCUGGAGACCUUCACUGCGGACUCUCACCUUUGAAGAUAUUCCUGGAAUUCCCAAGCAAGGAAAUACAAGUUCCUCCACCUUACUCCAAGGUUCUGGGAAUGGCGUUGCUGCCACCCACCCUCAUCUUCUGUCUGGUUCCCCUUGCUCCUCUCCUGCCUUCCAUCUGGGGCCCAAUACCAGCCAGCUGUGCAGUCUGGCCCCAGCUGACUACUCCGCCUGCACCCGGUCGGGCCUCACCCUCAACCGAUACAGCACAUCCUUGGCAGAGACCUACAAUAGGCUCACCAAUCAGACCAGCGAGACCUUCGCCCCGCCCAGGACUCCCUCCUAUGUGGGCGUGAGCAGCAGCGCCUCCGUGAACAUGUCGAUGGGUGGCGCUGAUGGGGACACCUUCAGCUGCCCACAGACCAGCCUGUCCAUGCAGAUUUCGGGGAUGUCCCCUCAGCUCCAGUACAUCAUGCCUUCACCCUCCAGCAACGCCUUUGCUGCUAACCAGACCCAUCAGGGUUCCUAUAACACUUUCAGGUUACACAGCCCCUGUGCCUUGUAUGGAUAUAACUUCUCCACAUCCCCCAAACUUGCUGCCAGUCCUGAGAAAAUUGUUUCUUCCCAAGGAAGUUUCUUGGGGUCCUCACCGAGUGGGACCAUGACUGAUCGGCAGAUGUUGCCCCCUGUGGAAGGAGUGCACCUGCUUAGCAGUGGGGGCCAGCAGAGUUUCUUUGACUCUAGGACCCUAGGAAGUUUAACUCUGUCAUCAUCUCAAGUGUCUGCACAUAUGGUCUGAUGAAGCCUUUAAGUCUAAUAU